UCGCUUUCUACACGGACCCUGUUCCAGGGCGCACACAUCCUGACAGCUGAUUCAAGAAAAGAAGACGUGUACUUCUCUCUCUGCGCCGAGUUUGAUCUCCGUUUUGGCUCCGUAAGUUCACUGUAUUGCUUGAGCGGGAUUCGUUGGAGUCAAUGGCGACGGUGGAGGAGCUGAAGCUGAGGGUGAGGGAGCUGGAAAACGAACUGAUAAAGUGUAAGCAGAGGCAGUGCGCCGCGGAGGAUGCUCACAACAGACCCAAAAUUGAUCAAAUGAGCGCCGAGGUUGUGGAUUCCAACCCGUACAGCCGCCUCAUGGCUUUAAAAAGAAUGGGCAUCGUGGAUGAUUAUGAGAAAAUCCGGACAUUUUCGGUAGCUGUAGUUGGUGUUGGAGGCGUCGGCAGCGUGACCGCUGAAAUGCUCACCAGAUGUGGCAUCGGUAAGCUGCUGCUGUUUGACUAUGAUAAAGUAGAGCUGGCCAACAUGAACAGACUGUUCUUCCAGCCUCACCAGGCAGGCCUCAGUAAGGUGGAGGCAGCAGAACAUACACUCAGAAACAUCAAUCCAGAUGUGGCAUUUGAGACUCAUAACUACAACAUCACGACCUUGGACAACUUCACACAUUUCAUGGAUCGCAUCAGUCAUGGAGGGCUGGAAGAAGGAGAACCAGUGGAUUUAGUUCUGAGCUGCGUGGACAACUUUGAGGCCAGGAUGGCCAUCAAUACAGCCUGUAACGAACUGGGUCAGAUCUGGAUGGAGUCUGGUGUGAGUGAAAACGCCGUCUCAGGACACAUCCAGCUCAUCAUUCCGGGGGAGACGGCCUGCUUUGCUUGCGCCCCUCCACUGGUGGUAGCUGCUAACAUUGAUGAGAAAACCCUAAAGCGGGAGGGUGUGUGUGCCGCCAGCUUGCCAACAACAAUGGGUGUGGUUGCAGGCCUGCUGGUGCAAAAUGUCCUCAAAUAUCUACUAAAAUUUGGCACGGUCAGCUAUUAUCUGGGAUACAACGCCAUGCAGGACUUCUUCCCUACUAUGACCAUGAAGGCCAACCCACAGUGUAAUGACCGCCACUGCAGGAGGCAGCAGGAGGAGUAUAAGAAAAAAGAAGCAGAGCGGCCCAAGGUGGAAGCUGUGCAGGAGGAGGAGGAAGAAGCAAUCGUACAUGAAGACAAUGAAUGGGGUAUUGAACUGGUGUCUGAGGUGACUGAUGCAGAGUUGCAGGCUGCAUCAGGGGUUGUGCCUGACCUACCAGAGGGCAUCACUGUGGCCUACACCAUUCCUGUUGAGGAAACAGCCAAAGGAGAGACAGUGGAGGAGACUGAAGUGAGCUUGGAAGACUUGAUGGCUCAAAUGAGAAAGCUGUAGACAACGAUCUGAGCUCUUUUCUCCAGGCCAUUUUUUUUUUUUUUUUUUCCUGUGUUCAUACUUUUUUUUUUUUUUAACAUUCUCAUCCAAAAGUCUUGUGUAUAAAAAAAAACUAUAGAAUAAAAUCAAGAUUAAAGACAUGUAAUGCAUGAAGCUGGUUGCAAGCCCACAAAAUAACACAUGGAAUGACAUCAGAUUCUCACAAAAUGGUCUAUUAACCCAAAUGAAAAAUUAGUUGCUCUUCAAUCUGUUUACGAAUGUUCAACUUUUCAGCAAUGUAUCAUUCUGCUGCAACAUUACUGAAACCUGUCUCAAUAAAGUAUUUAUUAGAUUCAAUCUAA
This is a messenger RNA of Girardinichthys multiradiatus, 1699 nucleotides long. It is a transcript of the gene uba5, whose product is annotated as ubiquitin-like modifier activating enzyme 5. The record is from RefSeq and is a predicted model, not a curated record. The transcript has 12 exons. Gene Ontology annotation, molecular function: UFM1 activating enzyme activity. Gene Ontology annotation, cellular component: cytosol; cytoplasm. The coding region runs from base 153 to 1358 and encodes 401 amino acids. NCBI's taxonomy places the organism in Eukaryota, Metazoa, Chordata, Actinopteri, Cyprinodontiformes, Goodeidae. Gene Ontology annotation, biological process: protein ufmylation.